AUGGGUUUAAAGGAGCUUGGAAUUCCAGCUGGAGUUAUUACUGGUGAUAAUGUUCGCAAAGUAUUACAAUAUGCAAGGGAAAAUGGUUUUGCCAUUCCAGCUGUAAAUGUUACCAGUUCAUCUACUGCCAAUGCUGCCUUAGAGGCUGCCAGAGACAUUAAAGCACCACUUAUUAUUCAAUUAUCUCAGGGUGGUUCUGCCUAUUAUGCCGGUAAAGGUUUGAGUAAUGAAAAUCAAAAGGCCAGUAUUAUUGGUGCUGUUGCUGCUGCUCAUCAUAUUAGAAUUGUUUCCAAGGAAUACGGAAUACCUGUUAUCUUACAUUCUGAUCAUUGUGCUAAAAAACUUUUGCCUUGGUUUGAUGGAAUGUUGGAUGCUGAUGAAGAAUACUUUAAAAAACACGGUGAACCUUUGUUCAGUUCUCACAUGUUGGAUUUAUCUGAAGAACCAAAGGAUGAAAAUAUCGCUAUAUGUAAGAAAUAUCUUGAACGUAUGAGUAAAAUUAAUCUUUUACUUGAAAUGGAAAUCGGUAUCACUGGAGGUGAAGAAGAUGGUGUUGAUAACACCGACAUUGAUAAUUCACAUUUAUACACACAACCUGAAGACAUUUGGGAUGUGUAUCGUGAAUUGAGUCAAGUCACUGAUCUUUUCACCAUAGCUGCCGCAUUCGGUAAUGUCCACGGUGUUUAUAAGCCUGGAAAUGUUAAAUUAUCACCAAUUUUACUUAAAAAACAUCAAGAUCAUGUUAAAGAGAAAUUAGGCACCAAAAAUGACAAGCCUGUCUUUUUUGUAUUUCAUGGAGGUAGUGGAAGUCUUAAAGAUGAGAUUAAAGAAGCAGUUGGCUAUGGCGUGAUAAAAAUGAACGUUGACACUGAUACACAGUGGGCAUAUUGGGAAGGAAUAAAAAAUUAUCAUGACUCCAAAAGAGGUUAUCUUCAAUCACAAGUUGGUAAUCCUGAAGGUGAUGAUAAACCUAACAAAAAAUAUUAUGAUCCAAGAGUUUUUAUUCGUGAGGCUGAAAAGACUAUGGCUAAACGCGUUCAAGAAGCUUGCAAAGAUUUGGGCAAUGUUGAUCGUUUGUAA
Molecule: messenger RNA, 1080 nt
Organism: Entrophospora candida
Lineage: Eukaryota; Fungi; Glomeromycota; Glomeromycetes; Entrophosporales; Entrophosporaceae
Source: the annotation of a GenBank genome assembly